AUGUCGCUGCCAGCCCUUGAUCGAGAGGCUUCACGUCCCUCUGUGCUCUCCAAGGCAUCUGCAUCGACGGGAGCGGACAAGGGGCGCGUUGCUCGGAUUCGCAGCGGAGUGUGGGGAGCAGCUGGCCGAGCAGCCAGCGUUGCUAGCGUGGCCACCUUGGGAACGUUGAAUGGGCAAUCGCAGCAGCAAUCAUCAGAGGCGCAAAAGAAGGCAGAGAAUGUGCAGCUCAACGGAUUCACCGGCGUCUUUCCCGUUCCCGCACCUGGAUGCAGACCCACUCCCCCCGCACCUCUCACCACGGCGCAAUCCGAAGCGUACGACAAGAUGCUGCGCUACUUUAAGCAAGACGUUACGCAAUACCCCAUCUCGCUCGCGACCGGAGCAGCCAAGCAGCCCGCAACGGAGUGGGAAAAGUUGAGACUGUUGAGCAGGGAGAGCAUGCUGAGGUAUCUUCGCGCAACAAAGUGGGACGUGUCGCAAGCGCAAAAGAGGCUGACAGAGACGAUCGCUUGGAGGAGAGAGUUUGGUGUGGACAAGCUGGAUCCGGAUGAGAUGGCGCACGAGGCCAAGAGCGGAAAGGAGACGGUGCUGGGAUACGAUAACAAUGCGAGACCGCUGCACUAUAUGCAUCCUCACAGGAACGACACAAAGGUGGGUGCGGGGGGGAGCAACAACGUGCGGGGAUCUAGGCUCACUCUGCUUGCGGCCUCGCACUCUCCCCACGCGCAGGAAACGCCUAGACAGAUGCAGUUUGCCGUGUGGAUCUUGGAGCGCAGCGUGGAUCUGAUGCCUCCUGGCAUCGAACAGUUGGCCCUUCUGAUCAACUUUGAUCAUCGGUCACGCAACCCAACCAGCAUUGCCAAUGCCAAGCUCAUGCUGUACAUCCUGCAAGUGAGCUUUUAUAUCGCCAACAAGGUGACACCAGCUAAAGCUCAGUUUACAAGGCUCGCUCACACGACCCCUUUUUCAUUGGCCCCUCAGAAUCACUAUGUGGAGCGAUUGGGUGUCGCGCUAUGCAUCAAUGGUGAGCGCAUUCGCGCAGUCUGAAGGACCAGACGCUGCAGCUGACGCGUCCACGUCCGCAGUGCCUUGGAUUUUCAAAGCUUUCUGGAGCGCGAUCCAGCCUUUCAUCGACCCCGUCACGAAGAGCAAGUGCAAAUUCGAUGAAGCCAUCAAGGACGAAGUCCCCUCGGAGCAGUUGAGCGCCGACUUUGGUGGCACGCUGGAUCCCAAGUACAACCACGAUGCGUACUGGCCAGAUCUGGUCAAGACUUGCGACGAAAGGCGAGAGCAGAUGAUGCGGCGCUUCAAAGAGGUGUGCAAUUCAGAAGUCGGCGCUUCGGAAUGGGUCAUUUUGGGUGGAGACGACAAGGAAGCGCCCUUUAAUAAAAAGGACUUGGCAGCGAUCAGAAAGGCUAGUACUGAGCCGGACGAGACCAAGGAGCACGUCGAAGCUGCUGUAGGGACUGCCUCUCGCGCGGGCAACAGCGGGCAGGAAGCGCGCGACGCAGCAAUCAAGAGCAGCGACGCUCGCAGCCUUGGGCAACCGGUCGCCGAGCAUCAAGAAGCGCCGGGUCUUGGACCCGAAGAUCCAAAGGAGUCGCUAGAGCGCUUCCAGACUGCCAAUGGAUACGCGACACCAGGCGCUGAGCCAAAGACACCGACCGGCUUUCGUCCAGUCGAGCGCUUCGUCACACCCACUGAGCAACUGUCGAGGAGCCCCAUCGAUCGCAACUUUUCGCAGCACGUCGCGAUGACGUCGCCUGUUGCGGAAGACGACGAGAUUGCAACUGUUUCUGCGUCUACAGCGACGCCCAGUCGAGUGGGCACGCAAGGGACGACGGAUACGAGCGUGUCUGCUUCUUCGCCCAAGCGCAAGCCGAGUGGCGCGCGAAGCUUCUUUGACAGCUUGAGGAAGCACAAAGAUUCCAGCAGACCCGGAACGCCCUCUUUGCUGUUUGAGAGGCGGGAGAAGAAGGAAAAGAAUGACAAGACUGCGGCCGCGACCGCGACCGCGAGAGCGGACGGCAGCUUGAAACGAGCUCCGACGCAAAAGAAACAGCAAGACCAUCAUGCCCAGCGAGAUCUGCAUGGCAUUGCGGCGCAGAUUUCGACUGGCAUGGCUAGUGGAGCGACCGCCUUUGCUACUGCGCUUCAGCACAGAGCAGAACAUCACACUGCGCGACAAGAAGCUCUGCGGAAGGAGGAAGAGGCAAAGGCAGCAGCGGCAGCUACGAGCGAAAGCUCUUCUCCUGAUGCCGUGGUGGCAGGCGUCUCUGGAGCAAAAGACGCGCAAGACGAUGCUGCGCAGAUCACGACGCUGCAGCAGACGUCCGCAUCGCAAAAGGCGGAAGCGGGGGUUGCGGGCGACCGUAGCAGUACGACGACCCCAGAUGGCAAGCAAGCGGGCGAGCCGACGAUGGUCGCAAAUGGCAGCAAGCCAGCUUCUUCUCCCAGCAAACCCAUCUCCGUCCUCUUUUUUGCCUCGGCGCGCGAUGCUGCAGGCUCUUCGGAGCUUCAAUUAUACCUGCCCCGCCGCGCUGGCUUUCCCCUGUCGGAAUUGGCCGGUCUGAUCCUGCUCGAACGAAAGGCGGCACUGGCCGAGAGCAAAUCUGACGCGCACACGACGCCCGAUGUGGAAGCGCUGCAGCGCAUCUUGCAAUCGGCUAGGUGGAGCGUGAACGAGGAAAUGGUGGAUGAGGAUGGCCUUGCGAGCACUUUGUUGAAUGGUGGAGAACGCGUGGCUCCCAUUACUCCUGUCAGCGGAGGAUGA
Messenger RNA from Ceraceosorus bombacis, 2773 nucleotides. The record is from the annotation of a GenBank genome assembly. NCBI's taxonomy places the organism in Eukaryota, Fungi, Basidiomycota, Exobasidiomycetes, Ceraceosorales, Ceraceosoraceae.